Microdochium trichocladiopsis is the source of this 1410-nucleotide messenger RNA. RefSeq names its product Mdm33 family-domain-containing protein. The transcript has a single exon. Lineage: Eukaryota; Fungi; Ascomycota; Sordariomycetes; Xylariales; Microdochiaceae. Gene Ontology annotation, cellular component: mitochondrial inner membrane. The record is from RefSeq and is a predicted model, not a curated record. Gene Ontology annotation, biological process: inner mitochondrial membrane organization. Bases 1 to 1410 code for a protein of 469 amino acids.
AUGCCUUCGCCGCCCAGCCUGAUUCGGUCUCGGGUCCAGCAGGGUAUUCUCCAACAGUGCCUGUUCUCGUCUGGCCAGCCGCCCAGGCAACCAUCGCAUGGUGUCGAAGCCAAUCAUGACAGAGCACAAGAAAGCGCAGCGGCUUCACGUCGACCGCCGCCGACAGACUUCGACUUUGAACAUCUCAAGCCGCAGAUUCCGGAGAGGAAACCUAUCGAGCCGAUAUCUCCAUCAAAGGCAGUUAGUGAAUCUGUCGAUUCUGGAUCGUCAGGUACCAAUCAGACCACACCACCACGGGCCACCGAUGUAAAACCCACCACCUCAAGAGAAGAAGACCCGAAGCUUCCGUCGGCGAUACAGUCAAAGACGUCUCCGGUGGCCGAGUCCCUCUCCAGGUUCAUCGACCGCGCCCAGACCACGCUGUUUGCCGCGUCACAGCGCAUCAAUGAGCUCACCGGCUACACCGGCAUCGAGACGCUGAAAGAACGCAUCACGACGCUCGAAGACUCCCUCGAUAAGGCCCAGAAACAUCUCCACGACACGCGGCUCAAGUACAAGGCGGCGGUAGCCGAGCGUGCCGCCACCCAGCGCGAGGUGACGACGCUGCUGGCCCGGCAGAAGACCUGGACCCCCAUGGACUUUGAACGCUUCACGAUGCUCUAUCGGCAGGACCACGAGCUCGAGGCCAGUGUGGCGGACAAUGCGGCCGCGCUCGAGGAAGCGGAGCGCGAGGCGGAGCGUCUCAACCGCGAGCUCAGCUCGGGUAUCCUUGCGCGCUAUCACGAAGAGCAGAUCUGGAGCGACAAGAUCCGCCGCAUGAGUACGUGGGGAACGUGGGGUCUCAUGGCCGUCAACAUCUUCUUAUUCCUCGUCCUGCAAUUUGGUGCCGAGCCCUGGAGGCGUCAGAGGCUCGUCAAGGGCUUCGAAGAGAAGGUCCGCGAGGCUCUUGCGCACGAGCGCGAGCUCAUGCAGGCCCAUAGACCAGGCACUUCACAAGCAGCUGCUGCCGCUGCCGCUGCCGCUCCUGUUGUUGCGGCGCCUGCCACGGCAGUGACCGAAGUCGAGCAGACCAAGACCACCGCCGUCCCCGCCGAGGUCGCGUCAAAACCCGAGGAGCCAGCCAUCAUCAACAGUCAAGCCGGCCCGGCGCUUGUCUCAUCAACACAGCCAUCCGCGACCUUCACCAGCACUUUUACCUCGCUACACAAGAAUCUCGUCCCGACGUCAUGGGACGAGUUCUUCGACCCGGAGCACUGGCGCGCUGCCGCGUCCGAGCUGUCGAGCAUGCAGACCGUCGUGACGCUGCGGAUGCGCGACGUCUCGCUGAUUGCGCUCGAGGGCGCUGCCGCGGGCGCCGCCGCGGCCGUGGCGAGUUUUGCGCUCAUGUUCUUGCUCGUCUCGCGCGCGUAA